Molecule: messenger RNA, 684 nt
Organism: Stylonychia lemnae
Lineage: Eukaryota; Ciliophora; Spirotrichea; Sporadotrichida; Oxytrichidae
Source: the annotation of a GenBank genome assembly
AUGCAUGUUCUUGGAGAUAGCAUUCCUAUAGGGAGCGAUGAUUAAAAUUUCUAUGUUCAGAUAGAUAAUGGAUAAAUAACCAGAUAAAUGAAUAUAAUUCCAUCUCAAUAAUAUGUUAAGAUACAAGUUUUUCCAAACGAUGAUUAUCUUAUUAUUCAUAAUGAAGCCAGAUCAUUAACUUCAACCUAUCCUGGUGACUAAACCUGGAGUGUGUAGCAUAUUGAAAUUAGCUCAGAUGGAAGUUAAAUAUAUAGACUCUUAAACUUAAUGAACACGCCUAAUGGCAAUAAACUUGGAUUCAUAAUGAGAACUUUGAAAAUGGGAUUUCAUUUAUCACAGUAGAUUGUCAUUCCAGGUUUUGCAAAUUAAACUAAUUUAGCACUUAUGAGAUUUUCAUUCACAGCAGAUGCUUAAAUUCAGUAUCUUAUUCAUCCAAAUUAAACCAAUCAAGAUAAUAACCUUAGAGCAUUUAGUUACAGUAUGCCCUACUAUGCAGUAGUUAUUAGAAUAAAAGAUUAUCUUAAUGUUUUCUUGUUUCAUGAGGAUGAAACCAAACAAAUAAUUCAAAUAAAAAUAGACGUACUUACUUCAUAAAAAUUCUUAAUACCUUAUGCAUUCUCAGCUUAAGCAACAAGGUUGAUAUUCUCUCAGGAUAUUUUAGAUCUAGCUUGUUAUUCAGACUGA